CGGAAAUCGCUUGUCCUUAGUGUACGGCCGCGCGCUUUUCUUCUCUACGCCGUGCGCUGGGACACACGUAAGACGUACGCCUGAGAAGACAAGCGCGAAUGCGCGGCGAAUGCGUGGCGCGGCGCGGGGCGGGGCGGGGCGGGGCGGGGGGGGGCGGGGGCGGGGCGGACUCAGCGGAGCUAGAUUCGCGAUUGAAUUGGCAACCUGUCCGGCGCGCACGCAUGAAGACACGUGAUUGGCUUGACAGCGCACGCGCGAGGUAGGCGCGGGCCGGAGAGAGAGAGAGAGAGAGAGAGAGAGAGAGAGAGAGAGAGAAGGGGUUGUGCCUGUGGUUAGUGCGAGGUGGGGGAGGAGGGCGGGGAGGGGAAGGGGAUGAACGUGACGAAUGAUGGUAAGGAUUUGAUGGGGGUGGGUAUGCUGGUUCCGGCGCCCGGUGUGGCGCAGGAGGACUACGCGAAGAAGAUCCGAAAGCCUUACACUAUCACCAAGUCCAGAGAGAGCUGGACAGAACAAGAACAUGAGAAAUUCCUCCAAGCUUUGCAUCUAUAUGAUCGAGAUUGGAAGAAAAUUGAGCAGUAUGUGGGAACCAAAACUGUGAUUCAGAUUCGAAGUCAUGCACAGAAGUAUUUCCUGAAAGUACAGAAGAAUGGGACAGGAGAGCAUGUGCCGCCUCCGCGGCCCAAGAGAAAAUCUGCGCAGCCAUAUCCGCAGAAGGCUCCAAAACCAGUUCUCGUUCCUUCGGCAAGCACAAAGGUGAACGCAGCGUCCGGGGGCGCUGGACAAAGCCGGCCAGACGGAAACGUGGGCGGGCCAUGGGUGAAGCAGGUACGUAUGAAGCUCUUGUCCUCUGUGUAUGAUAGAGAUGGCUUGGGACUUGAUGGUGCUGGCGAUCCUGGAAUGUCGCCACCGUCUGUAAUGCCUACAAUGCCCACAGUUAGCUGCCCAUGAGACCUGCUUGCACUCGGCGUGUCGGGGCCAUUUUGUAAUCUUCAUUUUCUGAAUCAUUCCAAUCCUUUUAACGGAUGUCCCGGAGGCCUGACUCUUUGUUUUUGUGAUGCUGUCUCUCUGCGCUCUUUCUUCGCCCGCAUCCUCCUAUUGCCCACAUCUGCACAGUCUUUUCCUGAUUCGUAUUACCUUUGCAAGUCUGCAUGUUUUUUUUUUUUUUUUUUUUUUGAAAAGCCCUUGUGCGACACCUCCAUCCCAGUGGUGGUAAGAGAACCUCCGGAAUUGAGGCUUUCCCUGACGGGCUGCUCCAUCCCAUCUAUUGGUGGGGAGCAUCACCUGCCGGAAACCGGGUCCAGCGUCCUCAGUGGCGAUACAAGUCUGCAUGGUCUUAUGACUGUGCUAUCUCAAAAUGAAUCCCCACAGGAAGU
Molecule: messenger RNA, 1373 nt
Organism: Chara braunii
Lineage: Eukaryota; Viridiplantae; Streptophyta; Charophyceae; Charales; Characeae
Source: the annotation of a GenBank genome assembly